UCGUACAUCACUUCUCUCCUCAUAAACCACAUUGGAAAUUUAGUAGGUUGUGAAUAUUUUUCUUCAAAAAUUACUAUGAUUUUCUGUAAUCUCAAAUUUGGUUCAUUUUGAUUAUUUUGGGGGUCCUUUGAACGGAAUAUUCGACGACCGAUUCAACCCGCAAGAGUGUAAAGGAAAUUCCUGAAAUUGUCUUCACUUUUCUAAAAUUGUAGCAGCAAAAUGCUUCACGAAAUUAGAGAAAUUUCCAGAUUCCGGGCCCCCCUGUUUUGUCGUCUACCUUCUGCAUCUUUGGGAAUUUACACAACAACUUCACUCAUCGUCUGCAAAGGGAAGCCUUAUGUUUUGAAUUUUAUUCAUCUUCCAACACUUUUGCCUUUCAUUUAACAAACCCAUCUCACUUUUUCAUUGAUCUCGCAUUGGAUUGCAAAUUUGGUAAUCUGGGUUUGAUUCAUGUUAAUUCCAAUACUUUAAUGGCGAUUAAAAACCCAGUUAUUGAAGUAUAUUUAAUAACAAGAAUAAUAAAAGUUAGGGUUUAAAGAUUUGCUUCAAUAUUUUCUUCCAUGUUGAUGUUCAUUGAGUUGUAACAAUAUUUCCAAAGAACAGCAAAAGCUUACUUAAUGGAUGGUUUAAGAUGGUGUUAGAGUACAGCCAUAUGUUCGAGCCCUAAGUUGAUGUUUCUUUCUUUAAUUAAUAUUGAUUUUUAGUUGUUGUGUUAUUUAUAUUUCAAGCCCACAAGUUAGAAAUUGAUUUUCUCUGGUUGUGUUCUUUAUAUUUCAAAUCCAUAAAGUGCCAAAAGUUGUCAGAUAAUAUAUAAUUAACCUGUCGAAUCAAUUGGUGAUUUAAGAGUAAGGGUAUUCCUCGUAUUUCCAAUUUUUAUAUUUUAAUAUUAACUUUGAAGUAUUAAAAUAUAAAUAAUGCUUUAUUUUUAUUAUAUUCUAGCUUUGACCGUGGUUGUGCCCUUCAAAACCCACAUAUGAUUUCUUGCAAAUAAGGAAAUGGGUUGUCUAUAAUUUGUGCUUGCAUUUUUCGAAAAUUGGAAAUUUCUGAAGUACUUUUGAGCUUGGUCAUGGAUAAUAACUAGAAAGGGCCCAUAUGUUUGCAGUCUACAUAUUUGUAAAUAAUGAUAGUCCGAAACUGCUAUGAAAUAAUCAAUCUUUCGUGGUGGUUGGAAUUGGAACUUAUAAAGUUGGUUGUCAAGAUUUCUGGAUCAUUUUUUUAGAGAGUCAAAGCUCUUGAGGGUAAAAUUGAAUAUGAUUUAGUGCUGCCUACUUGAAUUCUUGGAACUUAGACAUUUGGUUUCUAAAAGUGAAUUAAAAAAAUGACUUUUCCUAGUUGGAAAGAAAAGUAUAAAGAGUUGGUAGGGGUUCUUGCUACACUAUAUAUAUUGGGAGGGAGAUAGUCAUUCUCACAAGAAAUGGGAAAUCUUCUCUUUUUGUUUUCUUUCUUGUUGUUUGCUCUGAUGGUUUCUGGAAACCAUGAAACUGGAAGAAAUGCGAGUGCAACAAUGAUUGUUGGUGAAAAGGGUAGAAUAGGGGCCAUUGUAGAUGUGAGUUCCAGGAUUGGCAAGGAAGAGAUUUUAGCUAUGCACAUGGCUAUAGAGGAUUUUAACUCCUUGAGCAAUCAAAAUUUCAGUCUUGUCAUUAGAGACUCCAGAAAUGACCCCAAUCUUGCAGCUCUUGCAGCUAAAGAUCUCAUAACUGUACAACAAGUUCAGGCUCUAAUAGGGCCACAAACUUGGGAAAUGGCAUCCGUAGUUGCUGAGGUUGGAAAUGAGAAUCAGAUUCCGGUACUAGCAUUAGCUAAUGAAAUACCAAAAUGGGCAACCGAGAGGUCCAAAUUUUUGGUCCAGGCUUCUCCUUCUCAGUUAAAUCAAAUGAGGGCUAUAGCUGGUAUUGUCAGUUCAGGGGACUGGCAUCUAGUCAAUGUUAUAUAUGAAGAUAGUGAUCUCUCAACCAAUGGAGUAUUUCUUUAUCUUGUACAUGCCCUCAAAGAUGUAGGAGCUGAAGUAGGUCAAUUUGUCGGUCUCUCACAGUUUGAUUCUGACUUAUUUUCAGAACUGGAAAAGCUAAGAAGAGGGUCAAGCAGAAUUUUUGUAGUUCAUAUGUCUUUCAAGUUGGCACUGCGUCUAUUUGAGAUAGCAAACGAGAUGGGAAUGAUGGGAAAGGACUAUGUAUGGAUCACCACUGAUUCUUUCACAAGCCUUGUACAUUCUUUCAAUGUUUCUAUCAACUCUAUACUACAAGGAGUUGUUGGAGUCAAGAGCUACAUCUCAGAAAGAAAUCCUCCAUAUCAUGAAUUUUAUCUUCGAUUUUGUCAAAGGUUUAGAUUAGAGCAUUUUGAUGAGCACAACAACGAGCCCGGUGUUUUUGCAGUGCAGGCAUAUGAUGCUGCAAAGACAGCAGCUUUGGCAAUGAGUGAAAUCCAAGAUAAGGGUAAUGACUUGUUAGAUAAAAUAAAGCUCACAGACUUUCAAGGACUUGGUGGAAAGAUUCAGUUUAAGGAUAGAAAAUUAGCCCCAGCCGAUACUUUUCAGAUCAUCAAUGUGAUUGGUAGAAGUUAUAGGGACCUAGGCUUCUGGUCUGAUAAAUUAGGCUUCUCGCAAGAUUUGCAGGAAAAUUCAUCUUCUAGCUUGUUGAUGAAGGAACUUGAUAACGUGUUUUGGCCAGGUGGAUCUUUGAAAACUCCAAGGGGAUGGGUUGUACCAACAGAUUCCGCCCCUUUGAGAAUUGGGGUGCCAACUAAUUCCAUGUUCAAACAGUAUGUACGUGUGGAAGAAGAUCCUACGGGAAACAAUUUAACCUUCAAUGGACUUGCAAUUGAUCUGUUUAAAGCAAUGCUAGACUACCUUCCGUUUGCUCCACAUGUCUUCUGCCCUUUCAACGGAACUUAUAAUGAUUUAGUGAAAGAAAUCUACUUGAAGAAUUUUGAUGCAGCUAUAGGUGACAUAGCAAUAACCACAAAACGCAUAGGACACGCAGAAUUUACACAUCCCUACUCUGAAGUAGGACUGGUGAUGAUAGUUCCUACCAGAAAAGACACAAGCAACAAAGCAUUGUUGUUCACAAAGCCCUUUACAGUGACCAUGUGGAUUCUAAUUGCUGUGGUAACUGCCUACAAUGGCUUUGUCGUGUGGUUCAUAGAACGAAAUCACUGUCCUGAACACCAAGGUUCAAUGUUUGAUCAAGCUGGAGCCAUGCUUUGCUCAUCCUUCACCACUCUCUUCUCCUUGCAUGGCAAUAGGCUGCAUAGUAACUUAUCACGAAUGGCUAUGGUGGCCUGGCUAUUUACGGCACUUGUGAUAACUCAGACAUACACUGCCAAUCUUGCUAGCAUGCUCACUGUUCAAAAGUUGGAAGCGUCGAUAUCAAAUAUCGAGACUCUCCAGAAAAUAAAUGCAUCUGUAGGAAACGGCAAAGGAACCUUUGUCAAGACAUAUCUGGAAGAAGUUUUAGACUUUCCUGCCGAAAGUAUAAAAAGCUACACUACCCCUAACGACCUAGUUGACGCUCUCAGAAACAAGGAAAUAGCAGCAGCAUUUCUUGAAGUCCCUUUUGCAAAGUUAUUCCUUGCAAGGUUUUGCAAGGAAUUCAUGAUUGCUGGACCAACCUACCUUAUCGGAGGAUUUGGAUUCGCAUUUCCAAGAGGCUAUCCGCUGUUACGAGAUGUUGACAAAGCACUGCUUAAGGUAUCUGAAAGUGGGAAGUAUAGAAAGUUGGAGGAAAGCAUGAUUGGUAGUGAGAAAUGUGAGGAUACGGAUGUAAAAGAUGAAAGUUCAAGCCUUAGCCCCAACAGCUUCUUUAUACUAUUUGUAUUGAGUGGAGGAGUAUCAACCAUAGCAUUAACAUUGUACACUAUCAGUGCUCAUAAAUCUUGUGUUCAACAGAACGCUAUUUGGAGACUAAUGUUGGCUGUAAUUAAGCGCUGGAGAAAUCACAACAGAGGAUUUUCUCGCCGAGUAAGCGACCUUCCACAAACCGAACUGAAGAACUGCCCAAAGGCUACAAACUUGCAAAUUCAGGUCUAGAAAAAUUUGCACAGAUUUGCCUAGAUGAUUAACAAAUUUGCACAGAUUGAUGAUAUAUAGAAAUUAAUUCUUUUUUUUGAAAAGUUGUAGAGAUCAAAUUUGCACACUCCAAUGAUAUGUUCUAAUAUCUUUGACAUUUAUGCUUACUGACUGCUCUCAUUCAUUCUC
Molecule: messenger RNA, 4192 nt
Organism: Cucumis sativus (cucumber)
Lineage: Eukaryota; Viridiplantae; Streptophyta; Magnoliopsida; Cucurbitales; Cucurbitaceae
Product: glutamate receptor 2.8
Exons: 5
Coding region: 1415-4024 (869 amino acids)
Cellular component (GO): plasma membrane
Molecular function (GO): ligand-gated monoatomic ion channel activity; signaling receptor activity
Source: RefSeq, a predicted model, not a curated record